This is a messenger RNA of Carcharodon carcharias (great white shark), 5799 nucleotides long. It is a transcript of the gene rundc1, whose product is annotated as RUN domain containing 1. The transcript is spliced from 5 exons. NCBI's taxonomy places the organism in Eukaryota, Metazoa, Chordata, Chondrichthyes, Lamniformes, Lamnidae. The record is from RefSeq and is a predicted model, not a curated record. Bases 73 to 1764 code for a protein of 563 amino acids.
CCGAGCACUGAUCGGUUUGAAAAGGUGGGGGUGGGGGGGGAAAAGAGACCCGCCGAUCGCGACCGGCACAGGAUGGACGACGUGUCCCUGUCAGAUUCCGAGAGGCUGGCCGGGGAGCGCUGGGCCCCCGUGGGGGCCGUGGCGAGCCCCGAGGAGAUGGAGAGGGCCGGGCCGCCCGAGGCAGGUCUGGGCAGCGGGGUGGUGACGGUGAUGGCGGAGAAGAUGCAGCGGCUGGAGAGCGAGCAGGAGCUGCUGAACUCGUCGCUGCUCGCCCUCACUUCGCACUUCGCCCAGGUCCAGUUCCGCCUCAAGCAGAUUGUCAACGCUCAGAGCGACGAGAAGGAGCGGCUGCUGAAGGAGCUGGAGGAUUUCGCCUUCAAAGGCUGCCCGCAACCUUUCGUGACCCGGGCUCUGGACGGGCAGCAGCUGGACAAUGCGAGUGAAAGGGAGAAACUUGAACGACUUGAGGCCCAGCGGCAGCAACAGAGGGAGCUGAUCAUACAGCUAAAGACGCAGCUGGAUGACUUGGAGACAUUUGCUUACCAGGAGGGCAGCUAUGAAUCCCUCCCCCAGUCAAUAGUCCUAGAACGCCAGCGGGUAAUCAUAGAUGAACUGAUUAAGAAGCUAGAUGUAAAUCUAAAUGAAGACUUUAGCAAUUUGUCACCAGAAGAACUCCGACAACGCGUCGAUGCGGCAAUUGCCCAAAUUGUGAAUCCAGCAAGAGUGAAGGAACAGCUGGUAGAGCAACUUAAGACACAGAUUUGUGACCUUGAAAUGUUCAUCAACUUUCUCCAAGAUGAAGUUGGAAGCCCUCCACAGCCUCAGAAUGGAAGGUGUACGUGCACUGUGCAUGGAGUGAAUGAGCCUAAAGCACCAAGUGCAAAAUUGUCAAGUGGAAGCCAUCAUGUGGAUCAAGAAACAACCAGAAAGAUGAGGGAGACUGGGUUAAACCUUGUCCGCAGAGCAUUGGCAAUAUUGCAGAUAUUUGCUGUUAGUCAGUUUGGAUGUGCUACUGGUCAGAUCCCACGUGGACUGUGGCAGCCUAAUGAAACAGACAAGGACUACAGUCCACUGCUACUGAAACUAGAGGGUGCUGUAGAUAAAGUAAAGCAGCUAGCAUUGAGUCAUCAACAGCCUGACGAGCAUGUGGUCAGCAGCCGUGACCUUUGUCUUGGGAAGAAUGAACUUAUAACAGCUGUACGAAAAGAGUUGUCAAUAGCUCUCAGAGACCUGAUGAGCCAUGGUUUGUUUGCUUCCUCUCCAGGAAUGAGUUUGGUCCUAGCACCAAUUGCGUGCCUUCUUCCCUCGUUCACCACCUCUCCACAAAUCAUGCAUCCCUGGCAACUUUUUGUGAAGUACUACAAUACCAGAAACGGUAGAGCCUUUGUAGAGUCUCCUGCUCGCAAGCUCUCUCAAUCGUUUGCCUUGCCAAUGACUGGAAGUGGAAUUGUAACUCCUAAGCAAAGUUUGCUUUCGGCAGUCCACACUGUGCUCACCGAACAUGACCGUUACAAGCGCAGUGCAGAUUCAGAAUUUAAGGCCUUAAUAUGCAUGGCACUGAAUGAGCAGCGUUUGGUUUCCUGGGUAAACCUGAUUUGUAAGUCAGGGAUGCUUAUCCAGAGUCACUACCAGCCAUGGAGCUACAUGGCUUCUACUGGGUUUGAGAGUACGCUCAACAUACUCAGUCGUCUUAGCAACCUGCACUUCAACCUUCCAAUCGACACUGCGGUUCGACAGUUAAAAAAUAUCAAAGAUGCUUUUUAGUGUUUCCUGAUGAAUAUAUUUUACUCAAGAUGUUAUAUUUUGUCCUAUGAAAGAUUGAUUUAAAUGUUCAGAUCCAUUGCAAAUUAAACCUAUGCUGCUCUUAGUUUGAAUAUCACAGCCUUGACUGAAAGUUUGAGGAAUGUCUAAUUGAUGACUGGAUCAUUUUUUCCCCAAAGGUCAGUUACAAUUGUAUUUUAAAUCAAAAUUGUUAGUGACUGUGUAAAAGAAAAAAAAAUUUUAAGACUGGAUUUUAAUAUUUAUAAAAUAAGAAAAGUUGGCCAUUGCACAGCUCAUGUUGAAACAUAGGAUGUGCUGUUUUCUAACAAUAGUGUUAUCAACAAUACAUGAUAUGAUUAGUGUUAAAGGAAGUAAAUGUGACAUUCACAAGAAGUGCACACUACUGUAUAUUGCAAAACUUUAAAUCUGUUAUAGGUAGAUGGUUGAAAUCCACUUUCAAUAAAAGAAACACUGUAGGGAGUUAUUGGGUUUUUUAUUCUCCCCCUCGUUUUCUCUAAACACUCACAGCUAGCUUAGAACUGACUACCUUGAUCACAUGAUCCUUCAUAAUUUCUAAUCGUCAGCUAGACAGAGUAGUUUCUGCUAUAGUAAGCCAAGUCAUUAGUGUUGGAGCCUGGCUGAAAAGCAUAAGUGCUUUUUGUAGGCAAUAAAGUAGGCCAAUAAGCUUCUUGAGCUUGUCCUGCCAUUCACUGAGCUCAUGGCUGAUCUGCAACUUAACUCCACAUUUCUCAGUACAAACUCAAAACUUUGUUUUUAAUGACGCCCCAAUGUUAAAGAAUCUUGAGGUUCCAGAGCUUUUAUUAGUAAGUUUGAUAGAAAGCAUUUUUCUCCUUGACUUUUGAAUUUUAUUUUUACCUUUUUUUUCAUUGUUUCCCUGUACACACCAGUUUUGACCAAUGAAGGUAGACAGGUACCAUACCUUUGGGCCUGUGCAAGAGUUUUUGGAGGAAUGAAAGCGCAGUUCAGGGUGGGCAGAAAGUAGCUUCAAGUUGUGAGCUUGAUCUUUCAUCUUAGAUAACGUAAAGUGGUGAAUUGCUGCACACAUUCUAACACUCCAUGGCAUUGUGCAUUAGAGCAUCGUCCAAGCUGUGUAGCCUGUGUCUCAAUUGUGCCUGGUGAUAUGUCUGUGUUUCUGUCAUGCAUAAUAGCUUUGUAUUUUCUGGGCAAUGGGUAUGACCUGUAUACACUACUGUAUGUGCCCUAUGUUUUGGUUAGAGGAAUGUCAUUUUCUUUCAGAUCUGAUAUUUCUGGAGGAUAAGCAAGAACCAACUAUAUAAUGCAAUGGAUGUGGAUGCUAUUAGGAAAUUAUCUAAAAUGUUUUGGUUACAAAUAUUAAAUAUAGAUUUAUUUACAAUUUAUACAUAAAUAUAAUAUAUUCAGUUAUGGUGUAAUGUUCAGUGUGAUUGUGAUGUCCUGAUAUAAAAUCAGGAAUUCCAUUUUUUUUUUGUCUUGCUUUUCCUCACUCCUUUUCUUAGUUGUGUACUCUGAGAAGUCAUUCUUGUUUAAUGUUGUACAGCAUAUGGCCAAUACUGCUCUGUGGUAUAUAGAAUAUGAACCAUAUUGGAAGAAAAAUGUUUACCAAUUUUUCUUUCCAAAAUCCCAUUUUUUUCACUAUUAAAUUAACAUGCAACCGUACAUGUUUUGACCAUUUAAGUGUAAGUAAUUAAUCACUUUAUUGUGAAGUCAUUGAAAAUAGUAUGAAUUGAUUUUGGACACAUGUAGUUCAUGCUAUAUUCUAAGCUUCAUGCUUCAUGGAACCCAUACUAGAAGCUUGGAGGAAGGUCUAGUCAUUAACGAACAUUGUAUAAUUGUACUUGGUUACCAUAUUUGUUUAACAAGGCAUACAACAUAAAUGUUUCAUUCCUCUGGAACAUUUAGGGUACACACUACAUUAGAACUUAGGAAUGCAAAAAGCAUUUUUGUAAUAUUGAUCUGAAAAUUACUUGGUAAGCACUAUCUCUGUUUUAAAAGAAAUUUUAAGAACAGAAAGAUAUCCAUUUCUGCGCAUGGUUCCAAGUUAUUUUCUUGCCUUAUUAAGUAAAAAGGAAUUCUGUUUUUUAUCUUGCAUGUUUGGUUACUUGAAUUGUAUGUAUUAAUUUGAUUUUCAUUUUGUUAAAGAGCUAAGCAAAACAAAACUGAAAAAAAUCUCAAAUUUAGUUUGAUUGGUUAUUUUAAAUUUGUAAUCAUGUUUAGCAUUCAGAAACAACUGCUGUUAAUUUAUUUUGUCUUUUCCGUAGAAAAAGCUGACCAACCCAGUAUAUAAUCGAGUCAGAAAUGGAAUCUGGUUGCCACUGCUUGGAAGAAAUAUUGAUAACAGCAAAGUCUGUAUAGCUUAAUUGAAUUUACUGGAAAAUUUCAUUUUUUUUCGCAGCAUAAGAAACCGAGUCACUAAGAGGAGACAAUUUAUAACUCAUUCUGUUUUUUUUAUUAAGAGACCAAAAAUUCAAUUCUCAAAACUCAUUGAUAUAUAAAUGUACCCUUAGUUUUGGACUACCCUACAAGUACUUCUAGAGAAGUAGAAAUCUUUUCUACCUCUACCCUACUGAACCUUUCAUAAUUUUCACAAGCUCCAUCAAGUCACUUGUCAGUCUUUUCUCUUUUCGAGAGUAAAAAGGGGGUACAAUUAUCAAUCUUUCCUGCUAAUUGUACCCCCUCAAUUCUGGUAUAUCCUUGUAAACCUUUUCAACACUUUUUCUAGAGCUCCUAUUUUGUAGUCUGGAGACCAGAACUGUUAAAGUAAUCAAACCAAGGUUCUGUACAAGUUUAGUAUACCUUCUCUGCUUUUGAAUUCUGUUCAUCUAGAAAUGAACCCAGAUGCUUUGUUUGCACUUUUUAUGGCUUUAACUUGCAUUGAUUGCUACUUUAACUGAUUUGUGUAUCUGUAUAUUGAGAUUGCUUUGUGCCUUGGGCCCAUUUAGAUUCUUAUUUUCCAAUGAAAAUGUGGCCCCCAAUUCCCUGCACCAAAAUGCAUCAACUCCCUCUUAUCUAUAUUUAAAUUCAUUUGCCAUUUGUGGACAUUAUGCAAGUUUGUUAACAUCUUUGAGUUUGGUGCAGUCUUCCUCCUGUUAACCAUGCUUACCAAUUUCUUGUCAUCUGGAAAUGAAAGUAGUUUCCCUUUGCAGCAACACAUAACUAAAGUGAAUGCAGCCUCAAUCUAGUGUCAGGCCCUUCCUCCUUGUCCCACCUGACACCAAAGGAGGUAGUCUUGUUCUGCUGCACUUCAGCUCAAUUUGGGUCUUGGGAUUUAAUUUGCACUUUCUCCAGCUAAAACCAAUUGAGGUCUUCCAGUGACCUCAUACUGUUUGAACAUCUGUGUUAUUUGUUUUAAGUCGAUAUUUUUCUCACACCAGGACUUGAUAAGUAAUCAAAACUUUUACUUCAGUGAUUUACUGAAUGAGGGAAUGCUGUCUUUUGGUUGAGAUGCAAUAAAGAGCAUUCAACUGCCUGUUUUGGUAUAUGUUUGGACAAAUACCAAUAUCACCAAAAACCAAAAACAUUAAAUUGCUAUUUACCUCAUUUAAUAGUUACAAAAAUAUCAAUUAUAGGCAUGUUUAGGCCAUUCGGACCUGCUGUGCCCUUUGAUAAGAUCAUAGCUGAUCUGAUUGUCGUCUCAACUCCUUGCCAGCUACCCCCCAUAACCUUUUGAUUCCCUUUGUUAGUCAAGAAUCUGUCUACUUCUGCCUUUAAAAAAAAGUUCAAUGACUCUGCCUCCACUUCUCUCUCUGGGGAAGAGUGUUCCACAGACUCAUGACCCUCUGAGAAGAAACUUCUCACCUCCGUCUUAAAUGGAAGACCCCAUACUUUUGAACUGUGUCCCCUAGUUCUGGUCUCUCCCACAAGGGGAAGAACCUCUCUGUAGCAACUGUCAAAAUCUCAAAAGGCUAGUCUGCAGGUGCAGCAAAGUAAUUAGGAAAGCUGAUGGAAUGUUAUAAUUUAUUGUGAGGGGAAUUGAAUACAAAAGUAGGGAGGUUAUGCUUCAGUUGUAUAGGGCACUCAUGAGACCACAUCUGGAGUACU